Molecule: messenger RNA, 1050 nt
Organism: Lycium ferocissimum
Lineage: Eukaryota; Viridiplantae; Streptophyta; Magnoliopsida; Solanales; Solanaceae
Exons: 2
Coding region: 230-832 (200 amino acids)
Source: RefSeq, a predicted model, not a curated record
AAGAAAAAAAAGAGUGUAAGGGUGCAACCUUUUAUGACAGUUGAAUGCCGCCAGUUCCAAUAGACACAUCGUUUCUUUAAUCCCACAAUUUGAAAUUAAGUACUAAAUCAGAUCAUUUUCUUUCAUUCUUUAUUCAGUUUAUUCCUAAGCAUCACCAAAGAAAUAAAACCAAAUUCAAUUUACAUUCUUCAUUUCGCUCGAUUCCCUCUUGAAAAUACAAGGUUAAACUAUGGCUGAUGUGAACGGAGAGCUUGAUCUAAACAAGAAGAUAGCCUCAUCAGAUAAGAACGGAGAGCUUGAUCUGAACGAGAAGAUACCCUCAUUGGAUGAGCACGAAAAGCUUUAUCUGAACGAGAAUACAGCCUCAUCGUCGGAUGAGAACGAAGAGCUUGAUCUGAACGAGAAGAUACCCUUAUUGGAUGAGAACGAAGAGCUUGAUCUGAACGAGAAGAUAGCCUCAUCGGAUGAGAACGGUGAGUACCUUGAUCUUAACCAGAAGGUAGACGAGGAGUACUUUGAUCUGUACGAGAAGAUACACUCAUUGGAGCGUGAAAAAGAAUUUCUACUCAGGAAAGUUGAGGAGUUAGAGGCGAGCGGAAAUCAUCAAAGAGUUGAAUUACAAGCGAAGGAAAGGGAAAUUGGGGGCUUAAAGAGGACGAUUGAGGAACAAGAUGGCGCUUUGUUUACAUCCAGUGAGUUGGCGAAGAGGGCUAGAGAAGAAAUGCUAACUAAAAUCUCCGAAUUGGAGAACAAAUUGGAGAUUCAGGAAAACGAAAGGCUUAGUGAUUUGAACGAAAAAGUUGAUGAGUCUUCUGGUGUAAACGAAGAGUAGCCGUUGGUGGCUGCAAUAACUAUCAACGUCUUGAGCUAUCUUCGAGAUGGAAGAAAACGAUAAAGUUCUGUUGGUUAUGUUAUUACUACUUAAAGUUCUGUUGGUUAUGUUUUUACUACUUAAUGUUCUGUUGGUUAUGUAUGUUGUUAUUACUACUAAAAGUUUUGUUGGUGUAACUGCUUAAGAGAGCAUUAUUGAACUCUAAAUUAUUGAAUGGG